Chenopodium quinoa (quinoa) is the source of this 773-nucleotide messenger RNA. RefSeq lists its product as uncharacterized. The transcript has 3 exons. The record is from RefSeq and is a predicted model, not a curated record. Bases 102 to 632 code for a protein of 176 amino acids. Lineage: Eukaryota; Viridiplantae; Streptophyta; Magnoliopsida; Caryophyllales; Amaranthaceae.
GCAAAAGAAAAAUACCCAUCAACAAAGAAUACCUAUAAAAUUAAUGUUAAUACUUCUCUUAUAGCAAACCAGCAAAAAAUCCUACAUCAAUUACAAAAAAAAUGGCUACAAUUCAAUUGUGUAAGCCUGCUCAAGUUAGUUGUGAUCAAACUAAAAACCUGAAAACCGGGCAAAACAAUGAGAAAAAACUUCACUUCCACUUCUGGCAGAAGCAUGGGAAUGAGAAGAAAAAUGAGCAAGCAACUAACAAGCAUCAAAACGAUGUUGGACACCCUAAUUACAAGCAUGUGACAUUUGAGCACAAAAAUGAGCAUGGGCAAGCUGCCAAUAAGCCGUGCCACGAUGUUGGACACCCUACGCAAGGGAAUACCGAGGUCAAAGUUGUGCAUGGGCAAGCGCAAGGGCAAGCUGCUAAUAACAAGCAGCAUCACGAGGUGACUACGAGUAACCCUAGGAGUCACAAGUUAAGGCAGUGCUUCGGCCAUGGGGCCGCCGGCCUUGCAGAUUCGGACGUUGAUGAGGAAACAGAAACAAUUGUUAUUGAGAGGAAAAUAAAAGAAAGGGUGGUCAUUAGCCAUGUUAAGAAGUGUCAUGAUCACAAGGAAGGAUCCAAGCAUUUAGACAGAUGCUAAUUUGUGGAUGGAGUUGCUGAGGAUUAUAAACAAGCCAAAGUAUUAAUAUAUUGAGUGAAAGUUUGUACUUUUUUUUAUCUAAUGAAUUUGCACUGUGUUUGUAAUGUUAUCUUUUUCAAUACAAAAUAAAUAAUACUCAUA